CUGCAUUCAACUUUGACCCUACUAUCGCCACACCAUGUCCGAAUGUUAAAAGGCAAUACGAUACGUUGGGUCCAAUUUACCUUUUUCAUCAUGUGAAUGCCCAGUGGGCCGGGACAGAUGUCACCACAUGGCAGCGCUCCUCCUAUGGAUUCAAAAGAAUGUUUCAAGAACUGAUCUUGAGUGCAAGUGGUCCCGCCCCAAACCCUGCAAAUCCCCAGAAACCCCAAUGAAGAGACUUUCACAGCUGACUCCAAGUACAAGUACAGCUGGAAUAAAAAGACUUGUGGAAGAGGAGGAUAGGGAGUGGCUAUUACAGAGAGUUUUCUUGCUAGGAAGAUUUACUGGGAUUGGGUGGAUCCUUUCCAAAGAACCUGAAGUGGUCAAACAAGUAAAAAGCUAUGCUUUUAUAACAAGCACACCUGAAUUUGAACAUGCCCCGGACAAAGUAGAGAAUGUAGUAGAACACAUGGCUGUUUCUGAAGAGGAUGUCAAGGUGAUUGAAAGGACUACUGUUGGUCAACGUCAUAAUGCUUUGUGGUUUGCGUAUAAACAAAAUCGACUGACAUCCAGCAACUUUGGUGCAGUUCUUGGUGCUGUGAGGAGAAACUCCACUCCACCAUCCUUGUUAAAGACACUCAGAGGCGAAUAUGGGUCUGCAGGACGAUCUUCAGCUAUUCAGUGGGGAGUGAAUCAUGAGGACAUAGCUUUGGAGAAGUAUUCAGCACUCAGCGGAUGUGAUGUUCAGCUAUGUGUGCUAUGACUUUUACGCUCAAAGUCAUAGCACACUCCCUGCGAUACAUCGUCAUCACGUAUCCACUGAAGCCAAGGAUGACCAGAGGCACCACAUCUAUCCUAUUGGUCAUCAUCUGGCUAGUCUCCA
Molecule: messenger RNA, 880 nt
Organism: Patiria miniata (bat star)
Lineage: Eukaryota; Metazoa; Echinodermata; Asteroidea; Valvatida; Asterinidae
Exons: 6
Coding region: 128-760 (210 amino acids)
Source: RefSeq, a predicted model, not a curated record